This is a messenger RNA of Rattus norvegicus (Norway rat), 6818 nucleotides long. RefSeq names its product potassium voltage-gated channel subfamily D member 3 (gene Kcnd3). Gene Ontology annotation, biological process: membrane repolarization during cardiac muscle cell action potential; protein homooligomerization; potassium ion transport. NCBI's taxonomy places the organism in Eukaryota, Metazoa, Chordata, Mammalia, Rodentia, Muridae. Bases 93 to 2060 code for a protein of 655 amino acids. The record is from RefSeq and is marked validated. The transcript has 8 exons. Gene Ontology annotation, cellular component: caveola; voltage-gated potassium channel complex; sarcolemma. Gene Ontology annotation, molecular function: monoatomic ion channel activity; A-type (transient outward) potassium channel activity; voltage-gated potassium channel activity.
GGGCUGGCUUCGGCGAAGGGGUCACUGAACUAACUAACUCCAAGCUGGUGCGUAGUGUCUGAGCAGCUACCAGCCCAAAAGCUGGAGUCACCAUGGCGGCAGGAGUUGCAGCCUGGCUGCCUUUUGCCCGGGCUGCGGCCAUUGGGUGGAUGCCAGUGGCCAACUGCCCCAUGCCCCUAGCUCCAGCCGACAAGAACAAGCGGCAAGAUGAGCUAAUCGUCCUCAACGUGAGUGGCCGUCGGUUCCAGACCUGGAGGACCACUCUGGAGCGCUAUCCCGACACCCUGCUGGGUAGCACAGAGAAGGAGUUCUUCUUCAACGAGGACACCAAGGAGUACUUCUUUGACCGUGACCCGGAAGUGUUCCGUUGUGUGCUCAACUUCUACCGCACUGGGAAGCUGCACUACCCACGCUAUGAAUGCAUCUCUGCCUACGACGAUGAGCUGGCCUUCUAUGGCAUCCUCCCUGAGAUCAUUGGCGACUGCUGCUAUGAGGAGUACAAAGACCGCAAGCGGGAGAACGCUGAGCGGCUCAUGGAUGACAAUGAGUCUGAGAACAACCAGGAGUCCAUGCCCUCCCUCAGCUUCCGCCAGACCAUGUGGCGGGCCUUCGAGAACCCACACACCAGCACCCUGGCACUGGUCUUCUACUACGUGACAGGCUUCUUCAUUGCGGUCUCGGUGAUCACCAACGUGGUGGAGACGGUGCCAUGCGGCACGGUGCCUGGGAGCAAGGAACUGCCGUGUGGAGAGCGCUACUCCGUGGCUUUCUUCUGCCUGGACACUGCGUGUGUCAUGAUCUUCACGGUGGAGUACCUCCUCCGACUCUUCGCGGCACCCAGCAGGUACCGCUUCAUCCGCAGUGUGAUGAGCAUCAUCGACGUGGUGGCCAUCAUGCCCUAUUACAUUGGCCUGGUCAUGACCAACAACGAGGACGUGUCCGGGGCAUUUGUCACACUCCGGGUCUUCCGCGUCUUCAGGAUCUUCAAGUUCUCCCGACAUUCCCAGGGCCUACGGAUCCUAGGCUACACCCUGAAGAGCUGUGCCUCAGAACUAGGCUUUCUUCUCUUCUCCCUCACCAUGGCCAUCAUCAUCUUUGCCACUGUGAUGUUUUAUGCUGAGAAGGGCUCCUCCGCCAGCAAGUUCACAAGCAUCCCUGCGUCUUUCUGGUACACCAUAGUCACCAUGACAACACUGGGGUAUGGAGACAUGGUGCCUAAGACAAUUGCUGGGAAGAUAUUUGGCUCCAUCUGCUCCCUAAGCGGCGUCCUGGUCAUUGCUCUGCCAGUCCCCGUCAUAGUCUCCAACUUUAGCAGGAUCUACCAUCAGAACCAGAGAGCAGAUAAACGCAGGGCACAGAAGAAGGCCCGCCUUGCCAGAAUCCGUGUGGCCAAAACAGGGAGCUCCAAUGCCUACCUGCACAGCAAGCGCAAUGGACUCCUCAAUGAAGCUCUGGAGCUGACCGGCACCCCAGAAGAGGAGCACAUGGGCAAGACCACGUCACUCAUCGAGAGCCAGCACCACCACCUGCUACACUGCUUAGAAAAGACCACUGGGUUAUCCUAUCUUGUGGAUGAUCCCCUGUUGUCUGUACGAACCUCCACCAUCAAGAACCACGAGUUUAUUGAUGAGCAGAUGUUUGAGCAGAACUGCAUGGAGAGCUCAAUGCAGAACUACCCAUCCACCAGAAGCCCUUCUCUGUCCAGCCACUCGGGCCUCACCACCACCUGCUGCUCCCGCCGUAGCAAGAAGACCACGCACCUGCCCAACUCCAACCUGCCGGCCACCCGCCUGCGCAGCAUGCAAGAGCUCAGCACCAUCCACAUCCAGGGCAGUGAGCAGCCCUCCCUCACCACUAGUCGCUCCAGCCUUAAUUUGAAAGCAGACGACGGACUGAGACCAAACUGCAAAACAUCCCAGAUUACAACAGCCAUCAUCAGCAUCCCUACUCCCCCAGCUCUAACCCCAGAGGGAGAAAGUCGGCCACCCCCUGCCAGCCCAGGUCCCAACACGAACAUUCCUUCCAUAACCAGCAAUGUUGUCAAGGUCUCUGCCUUGUAAAAACACUGGACAGAGGGCCUGAGGGGGUAGUGGGGAGUAAAGGGGGCUGGCAUGUUGGUGGGUGGCCACUGGGACCACUCCCUCCCACUAUUUCUGCCUGCCCCAUUGCACCUCCAGCACUGAGACUUGUGCCUGGAAGGGAAAGGAAACAGCAAAGGGUACCCAAGGAUCCCCCUGCUGGAGUGGACAUAGCCCUGUGACAUUGCAUCUUACUGGGGCCAGAGGAAGGGAGGGGGUGGGUAGGGGAUUGGCCAUUAGGGGGUGCAGGCUGCUUGCCUGGACAGGGCCUGGUGGGGGUACCUCAGACCAAAUAACAGUUGUUUCUGGAGACCCCAGUGAGGAAAACACAAGACCAAGAGCAGCCCAGAGGCCGAGUCGUCACAUGCAAACAGGAAGAAAUUAUAACACUGUGUAUUUAAGCACCUUUUUCAAGGAUCUUAAUGGAUAAUAUUUAUUCAUGGGAAAAGGUGGAAAACAAAAUCAUCAAUGGAUAUUCGUGAAAUGUUUUUCUCCACGAACCCAACACCUUUAAACCAAAACAAUGCAUUUUGUGAGGUUGGUUUUUAUUUUUCUUCUUUUAUAGCAAAAGCUUUUAGGCUCAAAGUCAGUUACUGCUGAGUUCUCUCCCCAUUCCCUGGAUGGGUGAGGUCACCUUAGCCGGGCCCUCACUGCCCAGCUGACCUGCACAGAACUGUCAAGCAACCACACAGCAAACCUUCUGCUCCGUUGGUCCGUCCGUCUCCUUUGUCUCUGUACCUAUCUGCUUCACCUUGGCUGUUUCUGUGUCCAACCAUCUGUCUCGCCGUGGACAGUAAAUCCUUCUCCGUCACUGCCAAGUACUGCAGACUUGUGCCUGGGGUCAGGCCGAGUGAAUGCCAAUACAGAAAAGAAAGGAAGCCAGUGGGCUGAGUUUAAGGGUGAGGUAAGUCUAUAUUAUGAACAGAGGUGCUUCCCUUUUAAUUGGAACCACUUAUCUUUGCAGUUUAGGUGGGGGGGUGGUCUUGAAAUUGAAAUCAGCAACCUCAGAAAGCAGUUGUUUCUGCUAUGCCCCAAUGAAGACAGAAGCACCAAGAAGCUCCCACAGUUCCAGAGCGCCUUGCUGUGUACCCUCCUUUAGGAUCCACCAUGAAGUCCAUGCGGAGCUCUGCCAAGAGGCUUCAUGAGCAUCUUCAAGUGAGGAGGAUGGGAGGAGACCCUGGCUUACCACCCAAGGCGGUUCCUAAAUAGAACUGUGAAAGUUAAGCUUGUGUAUCUCAUGAAGAAUGUUUCAAAGCAAGAAAGCAAGCAAGAGGCUCUAGAUGAUCAUUGCCUGGUCUAAAAGAUGCCUUGAGGUCUGAGCCCUCAUCUCUGAAGAUAGCUAAUGUGUGGAACCACUGAUGACCUCCACACAAAUGAGGGAGUGCAGAUUAUAUCCUGAAAAUGUGGAUAUGUUUGUUCAAGUUAUUUGCAGGGUAGUGGGCCUGGGAAACAGUGUUUCUGGAAUCUUCCUAAUCAUUUUCACCACUUCACAGCAGAGCAAGUGAGCCUCAGGGUUAGUGACAAGAGUCCUUUCCUGCCCUUCUCAACCCCAAAUACUCUAUUGCAGUCUCUGAAGCCUAGGAUCUGAGGCACAUGAGCUGUUUGGAAUUUCUUACCCAUUCUACAGCUGUUUAAAAUAAAGAUAAGCUGUUCAUUUACAGCUCAAACUCUCUCUACCCACUACAGCCAUCUAGAUGAGUUUUAACUAGACAGCGGUUAACCUGAGGACACUCAUGGGGCUUCCUGGUUCCAGCCCCAGUGACCCUGAAUGCAGAGGAGUCCUGGUGUUUUGAAGCGGUACCAAACCAGAAAGUGGCUAGAAGGGUGGAAGAAAGGGGCCCUUCCUUCCAUGUUUGUCUCCCUGUCUUCAUCCUCAGUGGCCCGACAGUCCUUUCUCCUAGACCUGGCCUCAAGAUUUCCCCUUAUAGGAAUGGAGUGGUUCUUCCAAUCUAGUAACUUCAGACAUAUUUUAGCAGCCAAGGCAUAGAGCCAAGCUAGACCCAAUUUUAGCAGGUAGGCCAAGUAGUAGAAGAGAAUCUUCCUUUUGAAGAGUGGAUCAUGGAACAAAGGAAUGUCUAGUUGCAUGAUAAGCCCUAAGAGCUGAGUGGAAUAAGGAGAAGAGUUGAAAAGGAACACUUGAAUUCUCAUACAAACCACCGUUCUAUUUCAGAACAAGUCGUUAGAGAGUUAGAAUAAUGGCUGCUUCAACCAAGGAUCUCCAUGUCACUUGAACAGUGCACCAACGCAGCAUACUGUGCUUCUCAUGAAAAGAAAUAUAUUUUAAAACCUGCACCUCCAAAAUUCCAUUUUUACUGACUUCAGAGACCUGAAUCUUGUGUUGUUUCUAUUUCAUCUCCAAAGCCCAUAUCAUGCCAGCUCCUAAAAAUAAUCAUUAAACUGUCUGCAUUUUCAUUCCCCCAUUUUAGUCUUGACAAGAGAUAAGGAACCCAACUCACCUAUGCUCAAAGAUACCAACCCAAGAAAACAGCUCACAGCCAUAUCUGCUAAAGGGGAUUCACGGGGAAGCACAGCGGCAAAACUUCGAUCAACUUAGUAAAUCUGAUUCAUCAGCUAGUAAGGCAACAACCAGGAUACCACGUUCUUCUGGAGACCAAGAGCUCUCUGAUGCAAUGACUCACGGUGUACAAACCAUGUUAGGGUAUCAGUAAAUUCCCCACUCCACCACUCCAUUCAACCUUACUUAGCAUUGGUGAUGAAAAAAAGAAAAGGACAAAAAAAAAAAAAAGACUAAGACUACACUCAAAUAAUAAAUGAAAAUAACUUGGAAAAUACAGUAUUGAGCAUAUGAGAAAUUAAAAGACUAAUUCAUUUUACAGUGUAGAAAGCUAAGAUGCAGAGAAGUUGAUACCAUCAAGGCAAUAUAGUCUUUAAGGAUAGAAUAGGGACCAGAGCACAAGACUCUUUGGCUACUGGUCUAAUGUGGUUUGGUUUGGUUUGGUUUUGAGGUUUUUCAUCACACCUCUUGCCUCACAGAGCUACUAUGUUGGAGAAGAACCAUCAAAGUUGCCAUGUCAUAAGGAGACACUCAUGUGUAAAUGUCAACAUGACUUGAUAUAGCUCUUGGAAAUCACCUGACUGUACUAGUACAAAUUAUAAACUUAGAAACAGUGUUUCUUGUGUAGAGCCAGCCAUGGGUGAUCACUUCUCUAAGAAGUAGAUGAACAAGCGAAUGCCCAAGAUCUUUCAGGCAAACGUUUGACUUUCUCAAUGAGGAGGAGGCUUGGACGAUGACAUUUCAAAGCAUACUAUUGCUUCUCACUACAAUCUGUGAAGAAGUCACCUUAGUAAAUUUUUGAUUCAGAGAGAAGAAAUGGGCACAAAGAAGCUGGAUGCCUCACUCAAGGUUUCACAGCACGCGAGUGGCAAAAUUAUGAUUUGAUCCAAGACGUGGGUCCUGGGAGUGUCUUCUAUAUCCUGCUCCAUUGCUCUAAGGCUUGCUCAUUUUUAAAAGCCAGAUUUCAAGAGUGUUGAUUAGGGGAAGGAAGCAUUCCUGAAUUAGCAGGACCUCCUGAAAUACACCAUUAUUCUGUCCUCAUUCCCAGUUUUCCUAACUAGUCUCAAGCUCAGGACUAACUGUACAGAACCUCUUUCAAAAGACCAGUAGAUAGUCUCAACAGUUGAACAUUCCUAGUGUAUGACCACAUUGAUCAGAUGUUAAGGAAGUGGUGGAUGAUGUCAACUCUGCAGUUGACAGAAGUCACAUACAGAACUGUGGAGGACUUUAUACAGUUGUUUUCUCUGCAGUUCAGGAUCGUGACCUUUUCUUGUCCGAAAGCAAGUAGGGAAAGUACCUGGGAGCAUUAUAUGCCUAGAUCAUUUUCCUUGUCUUUUUAAAAAUAGCAGUAGUGACUGAAAUUGAACUAGCAUUAGAUUUGAAAUUGUUAAUGGAUUCUAGUGAUUCAGGCUCCCUCAUUUCAAUUACUAGGUAACUAAGUAAGGCAGAAGGAUCCCAAUACUGUUCAUUUGAAGUAAUAGCUUCCCUUUCAUGCUAGCUAGCAUGGUAACCACCAUAAGAGGAACAGGAGACACUUUUAUAUUUCCUCUAAAGAAUUCUCAUUACUUGCAAAGCUUUAAAGUGAUGGGAUAAAGGAAAAACAGUCAUGACCCAUGACACUUGGAGGCCAAACAGUAUCAGGAAAAGCAUUAGAACCAAGGGAAAGUGGCUUUGAAACAAAAUGGCUUUUUAAAGGGGUUCCUUGUGGGUCUUGUUUUUUAUUCAGGAUAUUCUACGUUUCUCAUCAAAUGUUGGAAUGACAUUUAUCUUAGCAGGUUCUUAAACUGUGCUGGCUGAUAACACAUUAGCCAGUGCAGGGCACAGACCCAAGUCCUAGGGGACUCCUUGGACCAAUGGACUAUUUUACAAACCAGGGAGGUGGGAGGGAUGGUAUAUUUUUGAUAACCAGACAUUCCAAUGUUUUCCUUAGAGGUCAUGCGCUCCCAUUAAUGUUCUUGUGGAAAACAUCAAGUGUGUUCUUUUCUAUUUUCGUAUAAUUAUUGGGCUUUGCUUACCAACAUCACACUGGCAAAGAAAUACAUUGUAUAAAACUGCAGGAAGACAAAUGUGAAAACUUUCUGUGGGGAAAAAGCUCUUAAGUUUCUUGUCUUCUUUGAAACUGUAGUGCAAAUGUUAUAACAUGCAUAUCAUUUACAGUAUUGAGUCCUGUGCCACUGCUGUACCUGAUGUAUCCAACCUGGAUUAAACAAACUAUGUGCCACAAG